ACUAUGAACCAGUCUAUACUUACUUAAACAAGUCUAAAGAUUAUAAACUAGCAUAUACUUACUCAGGUAGGCCUGAAGAUUGUAAACCAAUACUAGUCUAUUCAGAUAGACAUGAAGAAUAUGAAUCAAUACCUACUUACUAG
Molecule: messenger RNA, 143 nt
Organism: Dentiscutata heterogama
Lineage: Eukaryota; Fungi; Glomeromycota; Glomeromycetes; Diversisporales; Gigasporaceae
Source: the annotation of a GenBank genome assembly